CUGUUACAGAUUGGAAUUACAGAAGCUAAAGUAGUAUAGACAAACAUGACGAUGACAGUCUUUAAGCUAACUGUUUUUAUAGCUUUUUGUGUUUCUUAUAGUCAGUGUAGAAUACAUGAGCUGGAAUUAGAGGAUGAUGAAAGGAAGAUUAUACAGAUGAGUACAUUCGGUUUUUUGAAAAAAGGAUAUUUGGAAGUCAGCAUUAGUUUCUUUCGUUACAAAGUACCUGAAGGUGUUGCUAUUAAUAAAAAAGACAUGCUGUAUGGUUUUACACUGGACAAGAGUGGGAGUAGUGGAAUUUCUGCUUACUUGGAAAAUGCACAAGGGAAAAAUUGUUUGUUGAUAAAUCAAACUGGAAUACUCAGCAAAGAAAACAACAAGAAGAAUAGUUUGUCUAUUAUCUUCUUUAAAAUAGAUUUUGAUAAAAUGGUAGUGACAAUACAAAGAAACGGCAGUGAUGUGAAGAAUUUGGAAAUUGUUAAUAACUUGACAGAGCCACAUUCUCCAAGUAAAAGACAUGUUCCUCAUUCACCAUUUAGUGACCAGUCCCUCAUUGGAAAAAGGCAUAGAAGGGAUGUUACUGCUUCUAGUGUUAAGAAGGAAGCGAAUAAAGCACCAAGUACCACUGCAGUACCGACUAAAGCACCAAGUACCACUGCAGCACUGACUAAAACACCAAGUACCACUGCAGUACUGACAACAAAAACAGUAAAAACAGUAAAAACAGAAACCAGUAAAACAAAGAAACCAUUAGAAUCAGGCAAAAUAAAAGCAGCUCCAGUGCUUAAGGAAAUUCCUAUGUCAAAAUUUGAUAAUAAUUCAAUGGAGGCAUACACAAUUUAUUUUCGAGUAAACAUCAACAGAAAGGAAGAAGAAGGAUUAUAUAACCUGUAUUUCCAUAGUUGUCCAUCUUAUAAAGUUAAAGCAGGUUAUUCCGUUGACAUGAAUCUAAAGAUAACUGAAAAAAAUGAUGCCACCUAUCUGUCUGCUGGAGAAAUACCCCUGGCUCCAUUAUAUUUCUCUUUCUUCGUCCUGUAUUUAGCAGCUGGCUGUCUCUGGAUGAGUGUUCUAAAGAAAUCCAGUGAUGAUGUGUAUAAACUCCACUAUUUGAUGUUUGCAGUGGUGAUAGUUAAAAGUUUUUCUAGUAUGUUUCAUGCAGUUAAUAUCUAUUACAUUGGUAAAGAAGGGAUUCACGAGGAAGCUUGGGCUGUGUUAUAUUAUAUUGUAUAUUUAACCAAAGGAUCCUUGAUGAUUAUUACAAUUAUAUUAGUUGGAGCAGGAUGGGCGUUUGUCAAACAUAUUCUGUCGGACAAAGAAAAGAAAUUGUUUCUGAUUAUCAUACCACUACAGGUAUUUGAUAAUAUAGCUUACAUUAUCAUAGAAGAGAGUGAAGAAGGCCAGUUACAGUACCAUAUUUGGAAACAGCUAUUUAUCAUGAUUGACUUGUUAUGUUGUGGUGCUAUACUGUUCCCAGUUGUAUGGUCUAUCAGACACCUGACAGAAGCAUCAAACACUGAUGGCAAAGCUGCAAUAUGUCUCCUUAAACUUAAAUUAUUCAGACAGUUUUAUAUAAUGGUAGUUUGUUAUAUAUACUUUACAAGAAUUAUAGUCUAUUUAAUCAGUAUUACAGUCCCUUUCCAGUAUGAAUGGCUAGACCAACUGUUUAAAGAAUUAGCUACAAUAACAUUCUUCGUAGUAACUGGGUAUAAGUUCAGACCAGCUAAUGACAAUCCAUACCUUCAAGUUCCUCAAGAUAGUGAUGAAGAGGUAGAAAUGGAAGAAGUGGUAACACAGUCAGGAGCAUAUGAUAAUAUCACCAGAGUGAAUCAGAAGUUUGAAGAAGGGGGAACAACUCCAAAACAAAGGGAGAGUAGUCAUGAAUAUGAUUGAUUUGUGAUGGAUUAUUUGUUAUCAUGGGAGAUUAUGGUGUGUAUUGUACAGCUUGAUGCACAAAAUUAUAUGUAAACUUAUCAUGUAUUCAAUCUACUGAUCAGAGGGUACUAGUCAUACUGAAAAUCAAAUGCUGAGUAGAUAACACUCAAACAAAGGGAAAAACUAUAAAUAACUUUCAGAUUAUCAUCCUUUACAGUAAAUAAUCAAUACCAAUAUGUUGUUCACUAAACUCUUUUUGUUCAGGUCUAUUCCAUAUUAGAAUUCAUAUGGCAUCUCCUUAUAUCUACUUAUUAGUAACACUGAAGAUAUGUUUGGCAAUCAUCUUUUUAUUCCUGCAUCAUAUAAAUAUUUUUUCUUCAAAGUUACUUUUUUGUUAUUUUUUUCCAUUUCAAAUGAUGAGUUUUGAUAAUUCACCCUGAGUUGUUCCUAUAAAUAUUCAACAAAAAUAUGAAUGCAGGAUUUGUUGAGGAGAGCAGUAAUGUUUGCAACGACCAAAACUCAACAUUGUGUGGCAAGAACAUGACAAUGCUUGUAAAAUGACUCAUAAUUGAAUAAGUUGUUAUACUGUUAAGAUAUUAAGAAAGAGUAAAAGAAAAUGAUUAUUAGAAUGGCUUACUGAUGAUUAUUUUGAAUUGGAAUAUCAAUAAUUGUUUUGCAGUAUUGACAUAUAUUAAUCUAUUAUUUUUUGGUAGACCAUCAUAUCUUUUGUCAGUUUUCCUGUUUUUAUAUUUUAUUGGAAUUAUAUCUUCUGAAGUAAUAUAAAGUUAAUGGUUUCUUCUGCUUUUUUUAACGAAGAAUUAUUUUCCCUUUUUUGGUACCUUUAUUAUGUCAUUAUGUAGUCAAUUAUCUAAGAUAAUAAUUUAGAUGUUUAUAAAUCUACUAUUAAUACAGGUAUUAAUACAAUGUAUGAGCUGUUUAAGUCAAUAGUUUAUUAAUGACAGUGAUUUCUGUGAGUAUUAUUGUUAUCCUCUCCUUUGUAGUUUUAUAAAGUUGAGGAUUUUUGCUGCUUUGUUUAAAGAAGAAUUACUAUCCCUUUUUUUUAUUAAAUUAAUAAUUUUUUUAGACCUUUAUUGCUUUACUAGUAAAUUCUUAAAGAGGUACUCAUAAAUUUGUUCUAAGAUGAAAACAUAUAUAUAUCUAUCUACCAUCAAUCUUGGGUUAAUUUAUAAAUGACUGGUGUAUAUAUUGUAUUAACAUUGAUUCUGAUAUACAUGAUCUCUUCAUUUGUAAUUAUAUUGUUGUGAUAACUUUGUGUAAUUGAAAACAUAAAAGAUUGUAACAUGUGCAAUAUUUGUAACAUUUAUAAUCCAUUUAAUAUCCAAACACAGUCCAAUCUCGUUGUGUUGAAGUCCAGAGGUACCAGACUAAAGUAUUUGACUGGUCAGAGAGCGAGUAGUAUUUGACUGGUCAGAGAGCGAAUACUAUUUGACUGGUCAGAGAGCAAGUGUGUUGUCACGAAAUUUAGAUUGCUUGAUAUAUGUUUGAGAUUUGUGGAAACUAGAUACCUUGAACAGUGUGCCUUGUUUCCAUGUGCUACUUUAUGAUGUGGGCCAUAUUUUUUGUCCUGCAUAAUAAUUAAACACACAAGUACAGAAGCAAAUCAUGCAUAAAUAAAUCAAUAGUAUACACAAAUAUUUACAAAUAGUCACUAUAAAUUAUGAAAUCAAGAAAGAGACAAGUUCUGAACAGUCUCUGAUGAGGAUGUCUGUUUUACAUUGAAUUAUUAUCAAUUUAUCAUACUGUGAAAGUACUUUUAUUCGUGGGGUACCAAUUUUCGUGGUUUUCGUGGAUGACUUUAUCCACGAAUUUAAGUGUCCAACGAAAUAAAACAACCAUUGUCCAAAUCAAGACAUGGAAAGUUCCCCAUCUGUAGGUUUGACUACUGAUCAAUAUGAUCUAGAGAAUAUAUUGAAUAACGCCAAUCUGAGAAUAAUAGUAGUCACAGAAUAGAACAACAUGCAGGAUUAUACCCAUUUAAUUUUUAAUAACCUAAACUGUACAACUUUGGAUCUUUAAAUUCUAAUAAAAAAUAUUUUUGAUCGAUGAAAGUCAGAUUUCCGAACUUGAUAUGCUAGUAUGAUAAAGUGUUCAUUUUUUAUCCUCCUAGUUCUCGUCCAAAUGGGAAAUAAUAAUUUCAUGCUGGGCUUGAUUUUGAUAAGAAUUAUUUGACAAUUGAUGAUACGCUUAUAGCAUUUGUUUAUGUUACUGUUUUCUUUAGGUGACAUGUUAUGGCCUAAUUAACACCUUUAAUCUGUUGAUCACUUUAACAUGAGUUGAUUAGUGUUAUCACUCCGAUUUAAUGUUUACUUUGCAAUUUUCUUCAAUCCAGACUGUUAGUAACCUUUGUUUUUAUAGGUUUUAAUUAUUUUUUUUUGAAAACUAAAAAUCCACGAAUUUAAAAACCCACGAACAUGUAAAUUUUGCUCAAACCACAAAAAUUGAUACCCAUGAAUUAAAGUACUAUUACAGUAAUAGUAUUAAUCCUUUUAUUUAAUGUAAUUAAUGAACUUAUUUCUAACGGUUUAUUUACUCUAGGCAUGGAUAAGUUUUUGAUUUUGUCGGGUGAAAUACUGGUGAAGGAGCUCGACAAAACUUGAUUCGACUGUAUAUUAUUCAUAGAAUUGUAAGAAAAUCAAGAUAACAUAGCAAGUUGUAUGUGGAUAAAUCCUCCUGUUGUUUCUUCUGCUUGUUCAGUCUGCUUAGUAGGAACUUUGACCUGGGUAAAACAUACUAGUCAAUUAUUUACUUCAUCAUAUAUUUAUUGAUUUUCAAGUGGAAAAUUAUGUUUUUUGUCCUGCAAAGAAGGUUGCAGUAUGGGAGACAUGUUUAUUUCUAUCAGGUGACUGCUUCUGGUGUGUUUACUGUUUGUUUCAAGCUUUACAUUUCUAAAGUAAAACACCUUGAUUAAUGCUUCAUAUCUUGUAUUCAGAUACUUUAUGCUACGUUAUGCUACCAGGUUUCCUUCUGUCCUCAACCUCAUCUUAUAUAGAUCAGUGAUUAAGGUUAAAGUUACCUUUCCCAAAUACUGUAAGUAGUUGGUAAGCUUUAUGUGGUGUACAUCAAUCUGGAAAGUUUCAUCUGACCUUUACCUCAUUUUCAUGGUUCAUUGGUCAAUGUAUUCUAAGUUUAUGUGGUGUACAUCAAUCUGGAAAGUUUCAUCUGACCUUUACCUCAUUUUCAUGGCUCAUUGGUCAAUGUAUUCUAAGUUUAUGUGGUGUACAUCAAUCUGGAAAGUUUCAUCUGACCUUUACCUCAUUUUCAUGGUUCAUUGGUCAAUGUAUUCUAAGUUUAUGUGGUGUACAUCAAUCUGGAAAGUUUCAUCUGACCUUUACCUCAUUUUCAUGGUUCAUUGGCCAAUGUAUUCAUAGAUAAGUCUGUUUCUUAGACACUAUAAGCAAUAAUGUCAACUGUAUUUGAUUCCUGGAAUUUAAGGUACACAAGUUUGUUUGGCAGGGUUUAUCUGACCUUGACAUCGUUUUCAUGGUUCAUUGUUUAAUAUUAAGUUUUCACAGUUUGGUAUAUUUCCAUAUGGAAUGAUUGUAACUUAUGGUAUACAUGUCUGUCUAGUUUGGUUAAUAUGACCUGGACCUCAUUUUGAUGAUUUGUUGAUAGUGAUCAGUUUAUGGGAUAUUUGUAGUAAAACUUUUUCUUUCCGACUAUUAACAUAAUAUCAUUUAUGGUUGAUUAAGCAGUCAAGACAUUUUAGACGUUCUUGUUUAAGAUAACACUGAUAUUCCAUACUGAGAUCAUUCUUAUCUGUUGAAUUACUGUAUGUGUAUUAUUUUGAUAUAAUUGUAACUCACUUUAUAUAUAUAAGCUUGAUGAUUAGUUGGGAUGUGCAUGUUUUGAUAUGCAAGCUUUACUACUGAGAGGAGUAUUUUGUUCAUAGGUAAUAUUUAUUAUGUAUAGAUUGUUUUGUUGUUGAAAUUUUCUCAAAUGUAAUUUUAUGUACUUUAAAAUGAUAAUUAAAUCAUUUAAAUUAGAAAUAAAGGCUUUGAUUUUUUAAUGGAAGAGAAUAAUAUUGGUGCACA
Messenger RNA from Mytilus trossulus (common blue mussel), 5924 nucleotides. RefSeq names its product protein GPR107-like. NCBI's taxonomy places the organism in Eukaryota, Metazoa, Mollusca, Bivalvia, Mytilida, Mytilidae. Gene Ontology annotation, biological process: transport. Gene Ontology annotation, cellular component: Golgi apparatus; membrane. The transcript has 15 exons. The record is from RefSeq and is a predicted model, not a curated record. The coding region runs from base 46 to 1890 and encodes 614 amino acids.